Messenger RNA from Penicillium atrosanguineum, 2004 nucleotides. RefSeq lists its product as uncharacterized. NCBI's taxonomy places the organism in Eukaryota, Fungi, Ascomycota, Eurotiomycetes, Eurotiales, Aspergillaceae. Bases 1 to 2004 code for a protein of 667 amino acids. The transcript is spliced from 15 exons. The record is from RefSeq and is a predicted model, not a curated record.
AUGGGCUCGCCUCUAGCCGAACUCCACAGUUUGCAUUCCGCCAAGUCCAGCCUGCAUACGCGCUCUACGGAUUCAAAUACCAUGGACCACGUUGUCAUUCCCAACAUUGGCACAGAUGAGCCUCUGUUCGAAGUAAUACCCAAGUUGUCUAGUUUCAUCAGUCUGGCCGUGGGUGACAUGGCAUACUCAUUUGAGCAAAUGAGAUAUGGAUCCCGAGGGCAACGUCUGCGACAGCUGGUUCACACCCUGGCCGAGGAUAGCCACAACCCAUUUAUUAUUGUUGCGUUGAUGAUCUUGAAAUGGGACUUUACCAAUGCCCCCGAGGACGAUUGGGGACUCAAUGAAAGUCGAGGCUCGGCCUGUGAAUUCGUUGCCUGGCAGUUUCUGUGCCAUUUAGACCAGCGUGAAACCAUCGACUUUCUGCUAGAAGAACUACCGAUCCCGCGACGUGGGUCUACAAAUUCAGUAGAAGCGGGAAGAGGACUCUCCGGUUUAACGACACCGAGGCAAAUGGAAAUUACUCCACUCUUGUCUGGCUCUUCGACUGCUGUCUCCCGGCUUGUGCUUGAGAAUGCCCCCGGAACAGUGAAACCGGAGGAGAAAGCAUCAGUGAGGAAGCCCAUGGCCAAAAGAUUCCUGAGCCAGCGGGUUGUUCAGCGCGUGGUCAACGACAUCUGGAACGGGGAAAUUGUGUUCUGGGAUUCACUUACCGUGAACUCGAAGAAAAAUCCGCACAUGUUCAACAGAAGAACGGCGGAUCCAUAUUCUAGGUUGAGAGUGCCCGUGUACCGAAAAUUGUUCGAAGCAGCCUUCUUCCUUUCCUUCCUGCUUCUGUACUAUUCAGUCCUUGUGGAGAGAAAACAGAAUGGCCUCGGAUUCUUUGAGGCACUGAUGGAUGUGUGGAUUGCUGCUUUUGCAUAUGACGAACUGAGUGGAAUGGUCGACGCGGGCAUGUUGUUUUACCAGAUGGACUUCUGGAGCCUCUGGAACCUCGGCAUUAUCGGUGUCGGAAUCUCCUUCAUUAUUACGAGUGAGUUUACUGUUCUGAAGUCCGCCUUGCCAAUCCUCAACUGCGCAAGGACCAUUGGGUUAGCGAGGGGGGAUGACUAUAUCCUCGAUAUGUCAUUCGAUAUCCUGUCCCUUGAGGCUCUAUUUUUGGUCCCGAGCUCGCAGAUUCUGACGCAAGACCCACAGAAUAUGCUCCCUCGUGAGCCUGAACUCCUAUUUUGGCAGUCUCGGUUCUUGACUACGUUUACGAUGCUGGCCCGCGACCGCUUGUCGCUCAAAGAAAUGUCGUGGAUGCUAGUGAAAGUGUUUUUUGGAUCUAGCGCUCUUGGACUCGACUCCGCAGCUGAAAUCUCCCCGAUCUUCGGCUACGGCUUGAUGUUGAUUUUUGUUCCGAUGAGCAAUAUUUUAUUACUCUCAUCGCUGAUCAGUCUGAUGAGCAUGAGCAUGGAAGGGGUAAUGCUUCAUGCUCGUGAGGAAUAUCUUUUCCAAUUGUCUAUCUACGUUCUGGAGAGCAGCAACUCCCGACGCCUGACGUAUUUCAUGCCCCCCUGCUCACAUGUCACAAAGAAUCUAAUCCCGCUAUUUUGCAUUCGCCCCAUGCGACUGUUUCUUUCAGCGGGGACGGUUCGUCGCGUGCGCAUUGUCCUCCUGCGCGCAACUCACCUUCCCUUUGUCAUGCUCAUCUGGGUCUAUGAGUCCAGCUGGCGCCGUCUGAAUCGACGGACCACAGGUCUCCCUCCAUUGCAAAUGGCAGGACAUGUCCCUGCCGGUCAGCCGAGUGCCUCACGAUGUCAGGACCCACAGCACCCUUGCGUAGCCGAAACACGCCCAGGCCCUGGAAAUGAACGAACCGAUGUGGAGCAGGAUGAUGUGCGUGAACCAGACUCGGCGCGGGGCGGCCAGGCACAGCUCGCGGAUGUGAUCGACGCAAUUGAACAGCUUCGAGCGCAGGUGGAGCGCGUAUCCAGGACGGCCGCGCAGCACCGUGCCGAAUGA